AAUUUUGCAAAAUCAUUUUAAAUUAUUCUUUUAUAUAUAAUGAGCACACUACAUGAAUAUUUCCUGAAAAUCUAUACUAUUUUUAAUAGAAAUCAAAUUUAAAGUUUGAAUUUUUAGAACCGCGCCAAAAACGCUAUUCCUGUGAUGGCGCCGGCAGAUGACGUCUGUGACGUCACGCGCCAGUAAACACGAUUACGAGCUGUCAGCCGAAGUUAAUUUCUGUGCUUGAUUUUGCUAUAAAAUCAUAGAUAAAAUGGUCUAUAAAUGGUGUGUAGUGCCAAAAUGUACGAAUACGUCUAUAAAUAGUCCACAAACAUUGUUUGUUUCUGUUCCAACCGAUUGUAAAAGACGAAAAAAGUGGUUACUAUUAGCUCGGAGAGACCCAAAGGGCAUUUCAUCGACUUCAAAUGUAUUUAUGUGUGAAGAUCACUUCGAUAUGGAAAAAGACACCAUUAACUACAUGCAGUACAAAAUGGGUUUCAGAAAGAAGAUACUUUUGACAGAAGAUGCUGUGCCAACAAAAUUUCAUUGUCAAGAAGAUCGUAAAAGACCACUGUCUGAUGCUGGACUUUCUCGAGGAGCAUAUGUCAAGAGGAAAAGAAUGGAUUUGGUCAACACAUGUUUGCAAAGUCAAAAUGCUACUGAAGCCCAAGCUGAAAGCUUACAAAAAGAUGAGAGUUUGAUACAAGACAUUAUUGAACCUCAAGGUUUAUCAAGAACUCAAGACAGAGAAACUAUUACCAACUCUAUCAUAACUGCAGAAAAAUCUGUGCAAGUAACAAUAAAAGAGAAUGUGCAUCAUAGGAGCAAAUCUGUGCAAACAAGAUGCCAGACUACAAGUAUUUCUACCUCACCAAUGAAAGUUUCUACAACAUCUCGUUCCACUUCGCCCUUUAAGAUUAAACCAUGCAGUCUUCGACCACCACAGUCUGAAAUUGUCAAAGCAGUCAAGAGAAAUGUUUUUCUUGAAGAUGAAAAGUCAGAUAGUGAUAUUUCCUGUAUUGAAAGUGGUCGUCAUUUAUCACCUUUUGUAACUAAAUCAGCAUCAUCAUCAUCAGGGCUUACGGACUCUGAUAGUAAUGUUACAGAUGCCAAUGAGAAUAUUGAAAAAUUAGAGUGCCUCAAAAUUACUAUGCGUUCAAUCUCUAAAAAACCAAUGAUGUAUGUUGGUAUUCCAAAAGAAUGUUAUUUCUUAAUCAAAUUGUUACAUAAACACACAAGCAUAAAAGUAGAACACAUUUUGCUAUGCUUGAAAAAGAUUAGAAUGAACAGUACAUUUUCUGAACUGGAGGAUAAUUUUGGAAUAUCAUUAUCUUAUGCUAGUAAAUUGUUUCUACAAAAUAUACCAAUAAUAGCUAGUGUUUUAAGACCAUUCAUUGUAAAUAUAGAUAAAAAAUUGAGCAACAAAAGAUGUAUAAAAUGCACCAUAAUUUUUGUUCAAAAGUUUUCAAAACUCAGGGGUUUGCUAAGGAACACAAGGCCUGAUCUGAAAUCUAUCAGACAUCUUUAUGAGGAAGGUAGAUUUCAGUACAUUAAUGAAAAUUUGAAUGAAGUUACACGAAAUUUCAUCAACUCCCAGUUAAGAAAUGACAAAUGCAAAAAGAAUGGUCGUCGCUGGACUGUGCAUGAUAAAGCAUGGGCAUUAUCAAUGUACAAGCAGAGCCCUAAGCUCUAUAGGUACUUGCAGUCAUAUUUUCAGCUGCCUAUGAUUAGGACUUUGAAGUCAAUUCUUUCUAACAUUCCUUUCCAUUGUGGGGUAAUCAAGCCUGUUUUUGAAAAUCUGAAGCUAAAGGUGCAGGAUAUGGAUGACCUUGAUCGCAAUUGCUCAUUAAUAUUUGAUGAAGUAGGCCUGAGAUACCACAAGUACUACUCAUUUGAAGAAGGCUUGUAUGUUGUCGCAACGGUCAGUGACCAGGGAACCACAAAUAGAGCUGCACUCAAGGCUCUGUGUGCUGAAAAUCGGGAUAGGCCUAGUCCCUAUAACUCUGUUGUCAAUGGGCAGAAGAUUGUAACAAUAUGUGAUGUUCCACACUUGCUGAAGAACACUCGGAAUGCCUUAAUAAGCAAUGGUAUCGAAUUUGAACGCGGUAAAAUUGCUAGAUUUAAGUACAUUGAGGGUGCUUAUAAUCUAGAUCAGGAGAAGAGAACAUACAGGAUGCUCCCAAAACUGCGGCCAGAGUACUUCAAUUUUCAAAAUACUUUAUGA
Molecule: messenger RNA, 2206 nt
Organism: Acanthoscelides obtectus
Lineage: Eukaryota; Metazoa; Arthropoda; Insecta; Coleoptera; Chrysomelidae
Source: the annotation of a GenBank genome assembly